Molecule: messenger RNA, 1116 nt
Organism: Vicia villosa (hairy vetch)
Lineage: Eukaryota; Viridiplantae; Streptophyta; Magnoliopsida; Fabales; Fabaceae
Exons: 2
Coding region: 1-1116 (371 amino acids)
Biological process (GO): proteolysis
Molecular function (GO): aspartic-type endopeptidase activity
Source: RefSeq, a predicted model, not a curated record
AUGUCAAAUCCUCAACAAUCGGGUGCUCUACCUAGUGCCACGGUUACAAAUCCUAAAGACCAUACUAAUGUGAGUGCUAUAAGCACUAGAAGUGGUAAAGCCAAAGAAGUUGUGGAGGAACAGGCUGAAGAAGAAGAGCCAUUGCUUGAAGUUGAUGUGGAAAUAAAGGAAAAUGAGGUAGAAGCUGAAGAUGUGGUGAUAUUAGAACCGGUGACGAAAGGGAAGAUUAUUGAGCCAAAACCGACCGUUAAACUUCCUUUUCCCACUAGAAAUAAAAAGAAGGGGCAGCAUGAGAAGAAUUUUGAAAAAUUCUUGGAGAUGUUCAAGAAACUUGAAUUGAAUAUCCCAUUCCUAGAGGCGUUGGAGCAAAUGUCUACCUAUGCCAAGUUCAUGAAGGAUAUUAUAUCCAAGAAAAGGACCAUCGAUCAUGAUCCGAUUAUUCUAACCGAAACUUGUAGUGCUAUUUUGCAGGGUAUGAAAAUUCCGGUGAAAAAGAAGGAUCGAGGUUUUGUGACUAUUCCUUGUACCAUUGGGGAUAGAUCUUUCAAGAAAGCCCUUAUUGAUUUGGGGGCAAGUGUGAGUCUUAUGCCGCUGUCCAUUUACAAGAGAUUGGGGAUAGGUAAAGUGCAAGAUACAAGAAUGACACUCCAAUUUGCUGACCAUUCUGUGAAGAGACCCUACGGGAUAGUAGAAGAUGUGCUUGUUAAAAUUGACAAAUUUGUGUUUCCGGUGGACUUUAUAUAUGCAAAUGAAAAGUCCUUGGAAACACAACAAUUACCUUUGAACAAAGUGUUGAGUUUAUCAAUUUUUGAUGAGGAGGACGCGGUUGAUGAAAAAGAGGUCGAAGUGGUAGCCAUGAUGGAAGCAACACCAAUCUUUAAAAGCUCUCGACCAAACCUAUGGGAAGAUCUUAGGCAACCAUUGGUGGAGGAAAAGAAAGAUGAACCGAAGAAAGGGGCUGAAUUGAAACAACUGCCGGAAAACUUGAAGUAUGUCUUUUUAGACACCGAAAGUAGGUGUCCGACGAUCAUAAGUUCCCGCCUUGAAAGUCUUCAAGAGAAUAGGCUCGUGGAAGUGCUGAAAAAGCAUAAAGGUGCUAUGGGAUGGUCUAUUUAA